Molecule: messenger RNA, 1677 nt
Organism: Knipowitschia caucasica
Lineage: Eukaryota; Metazoa; Chordata; Actinopteri; Gobiiformes; Gobiidae
Source: the annotation of a GenBank genome assembly
AUGACGGCCGCGGUGUUCUUCGGUUGCACGUUCAUCGCCUUCGGGCCCGCCAUCGCCCUGUUCCUGUUCACCGUGUCCCGGGAGCCGCUAAGGGUCAUCUUCCUGAUCGCAGGGGCCUUCUUCUGGCUGGUGUCCCUGCUGCUGUCCUCUUUGGUCUGGUUCGUCUCGGUUCAGAUCAGUGAUAAAAACAGUCGGUCGCAGCAGAAGGGGCUCCUCAUCUUUGGAGUGGUGCUGUCUGUGCUGCUGCAGGAGGUCUUUAGAUAUGGGUACUACAGACUGCUCAAAAAAGCCAACGAGGGUCUGUUGACUCUGAGUCAGGAAGAGACGAUGCCCAUCUCCAUAAAACAGUUGGCCUAUGUCUCAGGUCUGGGUUUCGGGUUCAUGAGUGGAGCGUUCUCUGUGGUCAACAUUUUGGCAGAUUCUGCAGGACCUGGAACUGUGGGAAUCCACGGAGACUCCCAGCACUACUUCCUGUCCUCAGUCUGCUGCGGCCAGUCUGCUGCGGCCAGUCUGCUGCGACGAGUCUGCUGCGACGAGUCUGCUGCGACGAGUCUGCUGCGACGAGUCUGCUGCGACGAGUCUGCUGCGACUUAUCUGCUGCGACUUAUCUGCUGCGUCUUAUCUGCUGCGUCUUAUCUGCUGCGUCUUAUCUGCUGCGUCUUAUCUGCUGCGUCUUAUCUGCUGCGACCAGUCUGCUGCGGCCAGUCUGCUGCGACGAGUCUGCUGCGGCCAGUCUGCUGCGACGAGUCUGCUGCGACGAGUCUGCUGCGACGAAUCUGCUGCGACGAGUCUGCUGCGACUUAUCUGCUGCGACUUAUCUGCUGCGUCUUAUCUGCUGCGACCAGUCUGCUGCGGCCAGUCUGCUGCGACGAGUCUGCUGCGACGAGUCUGCUGCGGCCAGUCUGCUGCGACGAGUCUGCUGCGACGAGUCUGCUGCGACGAGUCUGCUGCGACGAGUCUGCUGCGGCCAGUCUGCUGCGACCAGUCUGCUGCGACGAGUCUGCUGCGACCAGUCUGCUGCGACGAGUCUGCUGCGACCAGUCUGCUGCGACGAGUCUGCUGCGACGAGUCUGCUGCGACGAGUCUGCUGCGACGAGUCUGCUGCGACGAGUCUACUGCGGCCAGUCUGCUGCGACCAGUCUGCUGCGACCAGUCUGCUGCGACCAGUCUGCUGCGACCAGUCUGCUGCGACCAGUCUGCUGCGACCAGUCUGCUGCGACCAGUCUGCUGCGACCAGUCUGCUGCGACGAGUCUGCUGCGACCAGUCUGCUGCGACGAGUCUGCUGCGACGAGUCUGCUGCGACGAGUCUACUGCGGCCAGUCUGCUGCGACCAGUCUGCUGCGACCAGUCUGCUGCGACGAGUCUGCUGCGACCAGUCUGCUGCGACGAGUCUGCUGCGACCAGUCUGCUGCGACGAGUCUGCUGCGACCAGUCUGCUGCGACGAGUCUGCUGCGACGAGUCUGCUGCGGCCAGUCUGCUGCGACCAGUCUGCUGCGACCAGUCUGCUGCGACGAGUCUGCUGCGACGAGUCUGCUGCGACCAGUCUGCUGCGACGAGUCUGCUGCGGCCAGUCUGCUGCGACGAGUCUGCUGCGGCCAGUCUGCUGCGGCCAGUCUGCUGCGACGAGUCUGCUGCGACUUAUCUGCUGCGGCCAGUCUGCUGCCUGGUUGCAUGA